Molecule: messenger RNA, 1258 nt
Organism: Zalophus californianus (California sea lion)
Lineage: Eukaryota; Metazoa; Chordata; Mammalia; Carnivora; Otariidae
Product: voltage-dependent N-type calcium channel subunit alpha-1B-like
Exons: 9
Coding region: 164-1258 (364 amino acids)
Source: RefSeq, a predicted model, not a curated record
UUUCUCACAGUCUGGAGGCUGAAAGUCCAAAUCAAGGUGCCAGGAAGCCGGCACCAAGCAGCAUCAGUGUGAUGCAGAGUUGAGGAAGGAGAUUUCCUCUGUGUGGGCCAAUCUGCCCCAGAAGACCCUGGAUUUACUGGUGCCACCCCAUAAACCCGAUGAGAUGACCGUAGGAAAGGUGUAUGCAGCUCUGAUGAUACUUGACUUCUACAAACAGAGCAAGACCCCCAGAGACCAGAUUCACCAGGCCACGGGAGGCCUGUCCCAGAUGGGCCCUGUGUCCCUGUUCCACCCUCUGAAGGCCACGCUGGAGCAGACACAGCCGGCUGUGCUCCGAGGAGCCCGGGUUUUCCUUCGGCAGAAGAGCUCUGCGUCCCUCAGCCACGGCGGGGCUGUACAAACCCAGGAGAGUGGCAUCAAGGAGUCUGUUUCCUGGGGUACUCAGAGGACCCAGGAGGUACCCUAUGAGGCUGUGGACGUCCAGAUGCAGAGCAUGGCCCUGAGAGGUCCUGACGGGGAGCCCCAACCCGGACUGGAGAGCCAGGGACGUGCGGCCUCCAUGCCUCACCCGGCUGCAGAGACUCAGCCGGCCCUCAACGCCAGCCCCAUGAAGCGCUCCGUCUCCACACUGGCGCCCCAGCGUCCCCACGUGGCUCAUCUCUGCAGCGCUGCCCUGGACCGUGCCCCAGCCAGCCAGGCUGCGCCCCAUCACCACCACCGCUGCCAUCGCCGCAGGGACAGGAAGCAGAGGUCCUUGGAGAAGGGGUCCAGCCUGUCCGCAGACACAGAUGGCGGGUGGUGGUUCAGUGAAUGGGAGCCCCUUGUUGUCAACAUCCGUGUCACCUACAAGACGGCCAACUCUUCACCUGUCCACUUUGCUGGGGCACAGACCAGCCUCCCCACCUUUUCCCCAGGGCGGCUUAGCCGUGGCCUUUCCAAACACAACGCUCUGCUCCAGAGAGACCCCCUCAGCCAGCCCCUGGCCGCCGGCUCUACGAUCGGCUCUGACCCUUACUUGGGGCAGCGUCUGGACAGUGAGGACACUGCCCGCACCCGGCCCGAGGACACGCUUACCUUCGAGGAGGCUGUGGCCACCAACUCAGGCCGCUCCUCCCGGACUUCCUAUGUGUCCUCCCUGACCUCCCAGUCGCACCCGCUCCGCUGCGUGCCCAACGGCUACCACUGCACUCUGGGGCUCAGCUCGGGCGGCCGGGUUCAGCAUAGCUACCACCACCCCGACCAAGACCACUGGUGCUAG